UCAACACUAUUUGACAUCUUUAUAAGUUGUGGUAUAGGUAAUACUAUGAAAAGAAAAAUUAUAAAUUUUCUAUCAAGUUUCUGUCCCUGACAAAAUACCUGGACAUCAUGACUGAUAACCUCAUCAUCUUUCUCACUUAUUAAAACUAGAUAUGGUUUCCUUACUAUUCUUUCUUUUCCUCUCUACGUUCACACGCUCUAUUUCCACCACCACUGCGGCCGCCACCACCACUCUAGACGUUGCCUCCUCCACAAAGAAAACCCUUGAUGUCCUAAACCCCGCAUUACUCCAACGCCAACAAGUAAAAACCCAAAAUGAAACCACAUCUUCUUUGUCUUUCAUUAUACGCCCUCGAUCCUCCAUCCACCGUGACCAACACCACCAUGAUUAUGAAUCAUUAACUCUCGCCAGACUCGCUCGUGACUCGCACCGAGUUACCUCACUCUUAGCAAAGCUCAAUUUCGCAAUCUCUGGAACCAACAAGUCAAAUUCGGUGUAUAAAGUGGAAGAUUUAACUACUCCAGUUACAUCAGGGUUUUCUCAAGGAAUCGGGGAGUACUUUGCUAGGGUUGGAUUGGGUACGCCGGUGCAAACGUAUCACUUGGUGAUUGACACCGGAAGUGACAUAACGUGGCUUCAAUGCGAGCAGUGCUUCAAUUGCUACCAACAAACAGAGCCCAUUUAUGAUCCUUCGGGUUCAAGUUCAUACAAUGUGUUACCCUGCACCUCUCAACAAUGCGAGUCACUGCACCCUCGGAAUUGCUUGAGCAACCAGUGCUUGUAUCAGGUGUUGUAUGGAGAUGGAUCGUCUACCACCGGUAAUUUUGUUACAGAGACGAUAUCGUUUGGGAAUUCAGGAUCUGUUCCGUCAGUAGCCAUAGGUUGUGGUCACGAUAACAAAGGUUUAGCGGCUGCUGCAGGGCUUCUCGGACUCGGCGGUGGUCAGUUAUCUUUUCCAUCUCAGAUCAAAGCGACGUCGUUUUCGUACUGUCUUGUUGAUUUCGAUUCUAGCAGGGCAUCCACUCUGGAAUUUAACUCCGCACCCGCGGGGAAUUAUGUCACCGUACCGCUGAUACGGAACCCUAGGAUAACGACUUUUUAUUAUGUUGGGUUGACCGGGAUAUUAGUGGGUGACCAAUCGCUGCCCAUCCCUCCUUCCAUUUUCGCCAUUGACGAAUCUGGAGGAGGUGGAGCAAUUGUCGACUCCGGCACCACCUUUACUCAUUUACCAAGUCAGGCUUACAACGCGUUACGCGACGCUUUCACACAGCAAGCAAUAAACUUGAAACCCACCGUCAGCAGUUCAGAGUUAGAUACGUGUUUCGUUUUUUCGUCGCUGACCAAUACGGAAGUCCCAGUGGUGGCAUUUACUUUCGCCGGUGGUAAAACAUUGUCGUUAAAAGCGGGGAAUUUUUUGAUUCCGGUGGAUUCACAUGGGAAAUUCUGUCUGGCGUUUCAACCGACGAUGGAUUCAGUUACAAUCAUCGGUAAUAUCCAGCAGCAAGGGACACGUGUCACUUACGAGAUGAGUAAAUUGGUCGUCAGUUUUUUGCCUGAUAGUUGUUAAACUAAAAGGAAACAUUUGAUCAUAAUACAUGUAUUAUCCUUUAUACAAAGAAACGAAAUGAAAUAAUGUUUUUGUUUAAUUUGACUAAAACGACGACUUUGGAGUUAAUUAGUGGUGUAAGGAGAUCCAAAUCAUUUGACUAGUACUUGUUCUUCUUUUCUUAAUUUGACUAGUAAGGAAUAUUUAUAUAAUUCGAAAAAAAUGGAUAUAUCUUGGAAUAUAAGAUUGAAAUUU
Molecule: messenger RNA, 1801 nt
Organism: Helianthus annuus (common sunflower)
Lineage: Eukaryota; Viridiplantae; Streptophyta; Magnoliopsida; Asterales; Asteraceae
Product: protein ASPARTIC PROTEASE IN GUARD CELL 1-like
Exons: 1
Coding region: 152-1567 (471 amino acids)
Biological process (GO): proteolysis
Molecular function (GO): aspartic-type endopeptidase activity
Source: RefSeq, a predicted model, not a curated record